Eucalyptus grandis is the source of this 1760-nucleotide messenger RNA. RefSeq names its product protein NTM1-like 9. NCBI's taxonomy places the organism in Eukaryota, Viridiplantae, Streptophyta, Magnoliopsida, Myrtales, Myrtaceae. Gene Ontology annotation, biological process: regulation of DNA-templated transcription. The transcript is spliced from 5 exons. The record is from RefSeq and is a predicted model, not a curated record. The coding region runs from base 749 to 1561 and encodes 270 amino acids. Gene Ontology annotation, molecular function: DNA binding.
CCCAGAUUUCCAGAUCUGGAGCCCCAAACGACGCUGCCCUGGGAUCCUUCUCACCGUCCAGCUACCUCCACAUCCUACUGCUGCAACAAUCAACCUGUACAGCAGAGAGAAGAUGAACCCAGAUUUCCUACACCUCGUACUGCUCGUGCUGUUCUUGCUUCGCGUGCUCAUGGCUCUAGAUCUAGCCAUGGAUGAGCCGCCGCGACGAUGUGCGCUCGUGGGUGGCGCAGCAGCGAGCCAACUCGACAGCAGACGGAGUGGCUCGGCCAAGGCCACCGGCAGAGUUAUCGGCGCUCGGGAAAAUCUGGAAAUCCGAGGUCCAAGGCCACCGGCGGAGCGCAGUGAACGGAGUAGAAAAAAAAUGGGAGUCAAGAAGCUGUCCGUCAUAUCUUCCCAUUGGCUAAAACAAGCAGAUGGGUCCUAUUAACCCAGUUAAAUACGCGUUGUGGACUUCGAAGAAGCUGCUUGUAAUGACAAUGUCAUCGUCCUGAGCUUGAGGUGGGAUCCUCUCAAACACUAGUUUGCCUUCUCAAACAAGGGUCGAGAAAAUUACUUGUCGUUUUGUGAUUAUAAAUUGACUUGCCUGGAAGUGUUUGCAGUCAGCACUCCCAGAGCAAAGCCAAGCCAAGAGUAACCUCUGUUUCCUCUCUUUGCACUCUCUUCCUCUUCUCAUCUCAACAGCCCCAUUGUCUACUCUUCUCCUCUUUUUUCCAUUGCGGAAGUGAAUGUGAGAUAGCAAGCAUAUAGCAUGGCAGAAUCGAUGGAGGCGUGGCCGGUGGGACUCAGAUUCAAACCGACGGAGGACGAGCUUGUUGGUCAUCACUUGACAAAGAAGCUCAGAGGAGAAAUGGAAACUAUUUGUGUAAUUCCCGAGCUACACAUCUACAACUGGGAGCCUCCGGAGUUAUUUGCACGAUACAAUGAAUUGUCGAGUAUACCAUCGGAUGGAAGCGAGUGUUUCUUCUUUUGUCCCCGUGGUCGUAAGCGGAAGACCCCGUGUGGAUUUUGGAAAGAGACAAGUACCAAACGUGUUAUAAAAGCACCGGACAGCGCUGAAGAGAUGGGGCUCAGGAGGAGCUUGGUUUACCACAAAGGUCGACAAAGACAUGCCCGUAGGACCAACUUGGGCAUGCACAUAUAUAACCUAAAUUCGAAUGUUUCGGAUAGUGAAAUAUUGGACCCGACGGCGUUGGUUCUCUGUCACAUAAUAAACAGGAAAAAAGAGAAAGCAAAGCCAGAAACACCGAGUACGUCAACCGAGUUAAGCGGCCCCAGCAAUCUGAAUGAUUCCCAAAUUGAAGAAACACAAGAUAUGAGUGAACAGACAUCUCCUGGAGUUACUGUUGAACUCCCACCAAACGAGAUGUCGAAUUUUAAUUUACCGGACCGGAAUUUGCCUACUCCUGAUCAGCAGCCUCAUACAACUGAAGAGCAACAUUUGUCUCAUGAUAAUCGUGAGCACGAUGACGACCCUGGCGAUGGACAUGGUUUCAUGCCAUAUUCUCCAAGCGACUGUAUCGAUCUCGUGGAUCUCUUUAACUUUGACGAGAGCACUGAUUAGUAUGCCAAACUAGAGUGAUAUUGCCAGUGUUUGAGGACUUCUGUAAAUGUUAAUCUCAGCCUUGCUUAUUGUAUCAGUGAUAAUGCAGUGUACGACUAUGCUUUUCCGAGGAUAGGAUACUAUAUCAGUCUUUUGCGCUUGUAUAGUAUUACUUUUGUAUCCUUAAAUUUGUAUAUUAAUCUCGAUUUUAUGUACUCAA